Messenger RNA from Mya arenaria, 1682 nucleotides. RefSeq lists its product as uncharacterized. Bases 120 to 1322 code for a protein of 400 amino acids. NCBI's taxonomy places the organism in Eukaryota, Metazoa, Mollusca, Bivalvia, Myida, Myidae. The record is from RefSeq and is a predicted model, not a curated record. The transcript has a single exon.
AAGGCAGCACUUUAGUGAGUGUGAUCAAUCACAUAACUUCAGAACCAAGCAUUUCUGUCACACAGAUCAGCAGCAUAAAAUUUCCGGGUUUCUCUCGUUCAACAACUUUGGCGCACAAAAUGAUAUCGGUUUUCACCGUUGGCGAGGAGGAACCCAAGUACGAUAAAGGGAAUCAUAAUAUCAUGUUGGCAAUACUUCUUGGAAUAUUUAUGUGUAUCACAAUAGUAAUAACUGUGUCUGUGUUUGUAUUCUGUAGGAAGAAGAACAGUGUGUUCAUGCUCCAGAAAUGUGAGCAGGAGGAUUCUGACCUUGAGCUCAAUGAUAUCAACACGGAGCCGGAAUCAUCAACAGAUUCAGAAUACGAAUAUAUUGAGUCAUCUUCACCAGUUAAAACUGAGACUGCCAAAAUGAGGUCUAGUAGUUCUCCAAACCUGAACCAGCAUGCUAGUGAUAACAAUCACAAUGGUGAGGAGAGUCUAAGGGCAGUUAAGAAUGAGACCAUGAAAUCAAAAGGCUCUAAUAAAAAGACAUCUUUAAAGAAAGCUAAAUACAAGUCGGAUGUUCCAGCAUCCCAAAAUGAUAAUAGUGCUGCUCCUCUUUUAAAUGCAAAAAACACUGAAGGAAACAAAAAGUCAUCAAGAAGUAGUCAGACUGUAAGAAAACUAACUUGCCAAAGUCGAUCAAUGCCAAUAAUAUAUGAAAACCCUCAAAACAAGACAGAUAUGUCAAGCUUUAGUGUAGUCAAUGAAAUGCGAGAUUCAUCUCAAAAUGUGAAUUUCCAAAACAAUGAACAAGAAGUUUCAAUACAUAACAAGAGAUCUCAAAAGAAGUCAAAACAUUCCAGGAAACACAUUUACACAAGAGUUGAACUGCAUGCACCCUACAUAGAUGGAGCUAGUGAAGUGGUUUCUGAUAUACAAAUGGAAACUGAUUUAUCAGAAUCAAUUUUAGGAAAUAUGAAAUUUUACCGAAGAAAUUCAAAGGAAGAAAUUUGUAUCAUUCCUGAGUUAGAAACUUCUCCAAAUACCAAUUGUGUUUGUUUACCAAACUCAAUGAGAGAAUUAAAAAAAUUAGACCCAACUCAUCAAAAAGCCAUUAAGGAUGGUUCAGCCCUUACAAAAGAGUCAACACAUGAUACUAAACAUAGAGACACGGGAGGCAUUGAUAUAAAAUAUAGCAACAUGGGAGACAUUGAUACUAAAUAUAGCAACAUGGGAGACAUUGAUACUAAAUAUAGCAACAUGGGAAACAUUGAUACUAAAUAUAGCAACUUAAGAGAAACUGAUACUAAAUAUAGCAACAUGGAAGACAUUGAUACUUAAUAUAGCAACAUAAGAGAAACUGAUACUAAAUAUAGCAACAUGGAAGACAUUGAUACAAAAUAUAGCAACAUAAGAGAAACUGAUACUAAAUAUAGCAACAUGGAAGACAUUGAUAAUAAAUAUAGCAACAUUAGAGACAUUGAUACUAAAUAUAGCAGCAUGGGAGACAAUAAUAAAUAUAGCUACAAAGGAUAUACUUUUACCUAAUAUAGCAACACAGGAGACAUUAUAAUGUUUUAAUAAUAGUAACAAGGUAAAGCCGAUAGUCUAAUAAUAGAAAUCAAGGACAACUUCAUCAAGGGUAUUCAUGAGUCACAAACAAAUGGGUUAUAAAGAUAGAGAGAUGCUAAGUGACUUGAA